Penicillium canariense is the source of this 846-nucleotide messenger RNA. RefSeq names its product enoyl-CoA hydratase/isomerase family protein. The coding region runs from base 1 to 846 and encodes 281 amino acids. The record is from RefSeq and is a predicted model, not a curated record. Gene Ontology annotation, molecular function: enoyl-CoA hydratase activity. Gene Ontology annotation, cellular component: mitochondrion. Lineage: Eukaryota; Fungi; Ascomycota; Eurotiomycetes; Eurotiales; Aspergillaceae. Gene Ontology annotation, biological process: fatty acid beta-oxidation. The transcript is spliced from 2 exons.
AUGGCAAAUUCUCUCCAUUCCCAGCCCCCCUCAUCGAGAUUUUUUCAAGUCUCUUUCCCAAGGCCAGGGGUACUCUUGGUAACCAUUGACCGGGAAAAGCAACGCAACUCAUUGCCCGCCGAAGCGCAUUGGGACGGGCAUAAUCUUUUCACAUGGUUUGACGAAGAGCCUACGCUUUUGGUUGCUGUGGUCACCGGCGCUGGUAAAAAAGCCUUUUGCGCAGGCCAAGAUUUGGUCGAACAAAAUGCGUCGCGCCGAGGACCGAAAACAGCCGCACAGAUGGCAUUAAUGAACCACCCACCCAGUGGCUUCAUGGGAUUGAGCCAGCGCAGAGGCAAAAAGCCCGUUUUGGCUGCCGUCAAUGGAUUCGCCCUUGGUGGAGGUUUCGAAAUAUGUCUCAAUUGUGAUAUGGUCGUUGCGGCACCUGAUUCUCAAUUCGGCCUACCAGAAGUUGCCGUCGGACUGUAUGCUGCCGCAGGAGGCCUCCCUCGCCUCAUGCGGAUCGUGGGCUUGCAGCUGGCUUCGGAGAUUUCCAUGACCGGCCGAAGAUUAUCUGCUCAAGAGGCGUUAGACUAUCGGCUGAUCAACCGAGUCUCCCAGUCAGUGGACUCUGUGGUUGAUGAAUGCUUAGAGCUGGCAGGGCAAAUAUCAAACUUCUCACCUGAUGGGAUUAUCGUCACCCGGCAGGGGCUACGGGAGGCAUGGGACAACCCAAGUGUGGAGCAUGCCACAUCGCGCACCAGACAUGAGUAUGUCAACAGGUUGGUGGCCGGGGAAAACUUCAAAAUUGGCGUGCAAGCAUUUGCAAACAAAACGCGACCGAAAUGGAUUCCCUCCCGCUUAUAA